AUGGUUAUGCAACUAAUUGCGGGACUCACCGAGGGUGAAUAUGACACCGUCGCUGCUAUCGUCUCCCAAUCCGAUCCAACCCCAAGUUUCAACAAAUCUCGGCCGAUGUUCUUGUUGGAGGAAACCCGUAAAAACAAGCAAAAAGAAAACGGCCAACAAGCUUAUGUUGCAGCCGCCGCUAACACCACGUCACCACCGCCGCAGGCGGCUGACCAGUCUCGUAGUGCUGGUGGUGGCAAGGGUGGUGGCAGAGGGAAGGCGGCCCCUCAAUGGGGAGCCCAACCCGGUUGGGUCCAGCAGCCUGGUCAGUGGGCCUCACCACCCUGCCCUUACCCAACUGGGCCUGCUAACCCACAACAGCAGUAUCGUGCAGCUCCACCUUCCAUCUUGGGCCCGCGAUCUCAGCAAAACCAAGCAUACUAUGUGGGCUCGGCCCAGUCAAGCUACGGGCAGCUUAUGUCGCCGACCGAUUUUGGUCAGGACUACAGUUCGAUGAGCUUGCAAUCCCCCAACAAUGGGUGGUAUAUGGACACGGGGGCAACAUCACACAUGACUCGUGAUUCGGGUAAUCUCUCUAAACUGUUUAAUUUGAGUAUUCCUCAAUUUAUUUUAGUUGGUGGUGGCAAACGUAUUCCAAUGCAUGGUUAUGGCAAUUAUACCACUCCCUCCCCUAAACCUUUCCACCUCAAAAAUAUCCUAUAUGUUCCUAAUAUCAUUAAAAAUUUAAUCUCUGUUAGGAAAUUCACUUGUGAUAAUUCUGUUUCUAUUGAGUUUGAUCAUCUCGGUUUUUCUGUGAAGGACCUUCUUUCGGGGACAACUCUAGUGAGGUGCAAUAGUGUGGGGGACCUCUAUCCUUUCUCUUCAGUUUCCGCUCCCAAUGACAAUAGUCAUUUAUCUCUAGCUGCAAUUUCUCCUUCAGUUUGGCAUCAUAGACUUGGACAUCCCGGCGAUUAUGCCCAGCUACAAAAUGGCCCAACUUCAAUCCCCAACCCCACUGCUGAUCCGCAUCCUCCAAACUCCCCCCAACAGCCUACUCCACAGGUGGGUCGCGGGAGUGACCAGCAGGCCCCAGCCCACCUACGGACCCCUCAGCCCAGUCCGCCCCCAUCACCCUCUAGCCCACCUCCCUCUCCUAUUUCACCCUUUAUUCAAUUUGGAUCUCUUCCAAGCCCCACCCCAAUCAUCACUCCUACUUCUAGGACCACUGUUCAGCCUUCCCACACUAUGACCACUCGUGCUAAGGACGGAAUUUUUAAGCCGAACCCCAAAUAUCAAGCUACUAUUAUGGUUCAUGCUAUUUCCCCUCAUCCUAAAAAUUCGAAAUUAGCCAUGCUUGACCAUAACUGGAAUGCCGCCAUGACUGAGGAAUUUAAUGCUCUUACUAAACAGCAUACUUGGGAUCUUGUUCAAUUCCAAGACCAGAAGGGGGAAAAUGGUGAAUUAGAGAGACACAAAGCAAGACUUGUUGUGAAUGGCAAGUCUCAACAGGUUGGUGUGGAUUGUGAUGAGACAUUUAGUCCCGUGGUGAAACCAGGGACUAUUCGCACAGUUUUGAGUAUUGCUAUGGGUAGGGACUGGCCUAUUCAUCAAUUAGAUAUCAAAAAUGCGUUUCUUCAUGCUUCCUCAGAACGACUCAAGUGUGAUAUUAUUGAUCUUCUAAAGUCCGAAUUUUCCAUGACUGAUUUGGGUAAAUUGAGUUAUUUUCUGGGAAUAUCUGUAACCAGAAAAAAGGACUCCAUGAUUCUUUGUCAGAGUAAGUAUGCAGAGGAAAUUAUUCACAGGGAAAAGAUGGACAAUUGCAAACCGGUUGUCACACCCGUUGACACUAAGUCGAAACUUGGGGCUCACGAUGGUGAGCCAAUGAAGGAUCCCUCUCUUUACAGGAGUCUUGCAGAUAUAUCAAAGGCUCUUCAGACCAUGGACUACACUUAUACCGUUCUGCUCCUACGAGACUUAUUUCAUACACAGAUUCGUCGCUCCACUUCAAGGUAUUGUGUUUAUUUGGGUGACAAUCUUGUCUCGUGGUCUACAAAGCGACAGGCUACAUUGUCCAAAUCCAAUGCCGAAGCAGAAUAUAGAGGUGUCGCUAAUGUUGUUUCUGAAUUGUGUUGGCUCCGGAAUCUACUUCUUGAGUUACAUUGCCCUAUCGGACGGGCAUCCUUGGUUUAUUGUGAAAAUAUCUCUGCCAUAUAUUUGUCCAGCAAUCCGUUACAACACCAACGUACCAAACACAUUGAGAUGGACAUUCAUUUUGUACGCGAUAAGGUCGCUCUAGGUGAGAUCAAGGUCUUACAUGUUCCAUCCUCAUAUCAAUACGCAGAUAUUUUCACUAAAGGGUUACCUCGCCAACUAUUCCUUGAUUUCAGAUACAGUCUCAGCGUUCGUCCUCCUCCCGCUUCGACUGCGGGGGUGUGA
This is a messenger RNA of Chenopodium quinoa (quinoa), 2415 nucleotides long. RefSeq lists its product as uncharacterized. The record is from RefSeq and is a predicted model, not a curated record. The coding region runs from base 1 to 2415 and encodes 804 amino acids. Lineage: Eukaryota; Viridiplantae; Streptophyta; Magnoliopsida; Caryophyllales; Amaranthaceae. The transcript has 6 exons.